CGGGGGUGCCCUGCCCCAGCUCCUUGAUUCCUUGAGCAUCUGCUUUCUCCCCAGCUCAAACCCCUAUGCUCGCCUGGUGGAUUGUCUGCGUGCCUCAUGGUUAUCUGGGAAAACACGCCCUAUGGAGUAUCGGAAAGAGCAGCUGGAGGCUCUGGGUCGCUUCCUAGAGGAGAGGAAGGAGGAUAUCCUGAAAGCCCUGCAUGAAGACCUGUGUAAGGUGAGAGUGGUCACCCUCAACUCUCCUCCGGGUCAGACAAGCCAGAACAGUUGCCGCAUGACGAGGCGCUUGGACAACCGUCACACCUUCGUUUUUGUUGCUUUGUCUCCACAGCCCCCUUUUGAAGCAGAGAUCUCAGAGAUUGCCCUAACUAAGAAUGAAAUAAACAAUGCCCUGAACAACCUGCAGCACUGGAUGAAGGAUGAAAGCGUCUCCAAGAACCUAGCCACCCAGUUUGAUUCUGCCUUCAUCCGCAAGGACCCCUAUGGUGUGGUGCUCAUUAUUGGCGUCUAUAAUCUCCCCAUCAAUACUAUAUUAGUGCCCCUGGUGGGGGCCAUUGCAGCUGGAAACUGUGUGAUUAUCAAACCUGCAGAGAGCAGCAGCAGCACUGAAAGGCUCCUUGCUGAAGCACUGUCUUGCUAUCUUGACCCAGACACCAUUGCUGUAGUAACAGGUGACCAUGAAAUGACGAGCAAGUUGCUGGAGAACAGGUUGGAUUAUAUCUUCUUUACAGGGAGCACCCAUGUGGGAAAGAUCAUCAUGGCUGCAGCAGCCGAACACUUGACACCACUGACUCUGGAGCUGGGGGGCAAAAGUCCCUGCUAUGUGGAUAAGUGCUGCGAUUUCCAGAAUGCAGCCAACCGAAUAGUAUGGGGGAAAUUCUUCAAUGCUGGCCAGAACUGCACUGCACCGGACUAUGUGAUCUGCACCAUUGAAACCCAGGAGAGGCUGAUGCCCUGCCUACGCCAGGCGAUCCGUGAGUUCUAUGGCACCAACCCCCAGGAUUCACCCGACUUCGCCCGCAUGAUCAACGAUAAGCACUUCCAGCGCGUCCGGGCAUUGCUGGAGUGUGGCCGAGUGGUCAUGGGUGGAGAGACAGAUGAGCGUGACCGUUACAUCGCUCCCACAGUGCUGGCUGAUGUGAAGGAAUGGGAGCCAGUCAUGCAAGAGGAAAUUUUUGGGCCCAUCUUGCCCAUUAUCACCGUGCAGGACUUAGAUGAGGCCAUCCGUUUCAUCAAUUGCAGGGAACGCCCACUGGCUAUCUAUGCUUUCUCCCGUAACUACAAGGUUGUGAACCAGGUGUUGGCGUGCACCAGCAGUGGCGGCUUUUGUGGCAAUGAUACUUUGAUGCAACUAUCACUGAUUAACCUACCAUUUGGCGGCAUUGGAUACAGUGGCUUUGGCAAGUACCAUGGCAAGCUCAGCUUCGACACAUUCACUAAUCUGCGUGGCUGCCUCUCUCGCUGCAUCGGCUUUGAGUCAAUCAACACCAUACGCUACCCGCCUUACAAUGACCGCAACCUGGCGCUGAUGACUUCUGCUCUUGAAAUCAAGCGCAAGGGCCUGUGCACCUUGUUGUGAGCUCUCCAGAUUACACAGGUCACAUGCUCUGCAGAGCUACAAGAAAGAACUUGGCCGCUGGAGAGAGGGGGUGCUGUUGCUUCAUCUCCAGGGUUUUCCUGCACCUUCUGA
Messenger RNA from Varanus komodoensis (Komodo dragon), 1690 nucleotides. RefSeq names its product aldehyde dehydrogenase 3 family member B1 (gene ALDH3B1). Gene Ontology annotation, cellular component: cytoplasm. The transcript has 8 exons. Gene Ontology annotation, biological process: aldehyde metabolic process. The record is from RefSeq and is a predicted model, not a curated record. NCBI's taxonomy places the organism in Eukaryota, Metazoa, Chordata, Lepidosauria, Squamata, Varanidae. Gene Ontology annotation, molecular function: aldehyde dehydrogenase (NAD+) activity. Bases 122 to 1579 code for a protein of 485 amino acids.